CGAAAUUUAAGGUAUUUAAAAUCAACAAACAUUUCUUCCUUCAGGGGAAGCUUAAUACCAAUCAUCGUUGUUACAGUUUAUUUUAUUGCAGGUUUAAAUAAAUUGGUUAUGUUGCUGUUUUCUGUCAUCACCAUGGGGAUUUACGGCUUUAUUGACGGUUUAACUGUUACAGAACUGUCAAAAUUUACAACAUCUGGAAACUUUCCUGAAUCUACUGUAAGAGUCGAUACAACUCAAUCAAAUAGACAUCUUAUUUAUGCGUCGGGAAUACCAGAUCAUCCAUGGGAAAAGGUUAAUCCAAAUGAUGCAACUGAUCAAAACUAUAAUAUCAGUAUUCCAAAAAUACCACGCUACAAUAAUGGAGCGCAUGGUUGUGUUCCAAUGGGUAUGAUUGGUAUUACCAGGACAGGCGUAGCCAUAUUCAAUCCGUUAAAUGUUGACUUAGAAAAUGCAGUUGAAGGGCAAACACAAGAGACUUUUGACAGUUGCGAUGGCCAUCCAACAAACACAGGAUCAUAUCAUUAUCACAAGAUUCCAGAUAGCUGCCUGUAUAAAGGAGAGAUUGACGAGUUCAUUGGUGUCGCUUUAGAUGGAUUUCCAAUUUAUGGUCCAAACGCAUCAGAUGUUAAUAGUCUGUUGACGUCAACUGACCUUGACGAAUGUCAUGGCAGAGAAGUUAAUGGCGCUUAUCGAUAUCAUGCGACUGAGACAUGGCCGUACUUUCUUGGAUGUUUUAAGGGUGUGAUAUUAGAAAAUCUGCCUGGUUUGCAGUACAAUUGUGAACCAGCCAAUAAAACAUCUGCAGGUUGGGAAGACUGGAAAGAAUGGAACGGAUAUCUUUGUAAUUGUCUACAGCAGGGAGGACAGGGUGGUGGAAAUAUGCCAGAUCCAUCUCAAUGUGGACAGAAUAAUCCAAACCGACCAGCUAACUGCCCUAAUGUUCAAGAAUGCAUGAACAAUAACAAUCCUCCUAUGUUUUGUUACGACAUAUGCCAACAACAGGGGAAUCGUCCUCAAUUUUGCCAGACCUUGCCUGUUAAUGAUGACAGUGAGGCAUGCUCAGUAGCUGCUAUCAAGAUUUAUACUGUUCUUUUGACAUUUAUAGCAAUGAUUUUUAUCUAAUGUAAACAUUUGGUUCAGUACAAUAUGCAGUGCUUAAAUGGAUUUCAAUGCAAGAAUUAAAUCUUAUUUUUUUUAAACAUUAUAUGCUGAAGCAAAUGAAGAUGAACGCUUUACCAAUUCUGCAGGCGAUAGGCACAGUAUUGUUUAAAGUUUCGAUAGCCAUGCGUAUAUUUAAAAGACAACUUUAACCUGCCAAUUAAUAUUUUUUUCAGAUGUGGAAAGAAAAUAACAGAAUUAUUGUCAAUUAUCAAAUUAUGAAAUUUUCUGACUAAGAAAAAAACCCUAAUCCCCCCCUUUGAAGUUAAAUGGUUGCUCCCUUAGUGAUUAAAUCAUUUGUAUUUUAAUAAUUUGUCAUUAUACUCAUAUUCCAACAUAGCUAAAUAUAUUGAAACAUGCACUAAACUUUCACAUUAUAUACCAACAUAUGAAGUAUCCUUCAUAAAAAAAAACUAAAAUGUACGGAAACGUCGCAUGCAACGUCCACAAAAAGUCAACUUUUAAAAAUAAGAAUAUGUCUGAGACAUCCAUUUCUCACAAAAUGAACAGUAAUCAUGGACGUAUGUCAAAUUGUUCUAAAAUGUAGAGAAAUAAAACUAAUCAUCAGUUAUUCCCUUUUUCCAGAUGUGAAGAUAAGCAUGGAUGAAAUUAAUAUUCUUUAUUACAGAAUUUCGGGUCAUUUGGAGGUCGGUUCAAAAUCAUUUUUCUAUGAUCCGAUAUGAAUUCACAAUUAAAUUUGUGGAAAUGCAUAGUCAUUAAGUAUACAUCUACAAAAUAAACACAAACUUGAAACUUU
This is a messenger RNA of Mytilus californianus (California mussel), 1915 nucleotides long. RefSeq lists its product as uncharacterized. The coding region runs from base 109 to 1122 and encodes 337 amino acids. The transcript has 4 exons. Lineage: Eukaryota; Metazoa; Mollusca; Bivalvia; Mytilida; Mytilidae. The record is from RefSeq and is a predicted model, not a curated record.